CUAUUUAAAUCUCGCUCGGGUAUCUACGGAAACCAAGAAGUCCUUGGAAUCUCUACAUUCUUCUCUUGUGAAGCAAAACAAUCUGAUCUUUAAUGGCGACCAGUAGCAAAGCUGCAGCCUUUGCAGCUCUCAUGCCCCACAAUGCAACUCCUCAUUCUCAUUCCCUUGCCAAUGUUCCCAUGUGCUUUAGACCCAUGAGUUCAAAGAGUGAGAUGCGCAUCCUGGUUAGUGCUAAAGGGAACUUGAGCUCACUGAGAGGGGGAACUGGUCUUCUUGAGCGACCCACCUUUGAUCAGUCGCAGUUCGAUCCAAUUACUGAAGCUGAAGAAGGAGGAGACAUUGGACAAUUGAGAGAUAAAAAAAGCCUUGGCAGUGGGGACAGCUACAAAGUUUUAUUGAUCGAUGAUGCACGACACACCGAGCAAUUAGUGGAAAAGGCAUUGCCACAAGUUGUUCCAUCUAUAACUGUCAAUGAGGCAAGGAAACUCUUUCAUGAAUCUCGACAAAAUGGCGUUGCAGUUGUUAUUGUUACAGUGAAGGAGCAUGCUGAGUUCUAUGCGCAAAUGAUGAUACGCUCUGGACUCCGAUCAGCCAUUGAGCCAGACUCAGACAUGGCAGCAUGAACUGGUUCACAUCACAGCAGCUUGGGUUUCUGCUGCACUUCACAAAUUUUGAUAUAUAAAACUGGUGGUAUUUCUGUCAUAUGGGAAACAGUAGAUACAGCAGUGAGGAAGUAUAAGAAGAGAUUGUAGAAUGAUCAGUUUUUGUUGCUCUUGUGUAUCCAUCUUGGUAAUAAUUGUGUCAGAAGAGUAUAUACAAUGUAAUGAACUAUUGUUAGUUGGUUCGAAAAAAAUAAACGUAUAUCUCAGAUUAAGCUGGCU
Asparagus officinalis (garden asparagus) is the source of this 881-nucleotide messenger RNA. Its product is annotated as ATP-dependent Clp protease adapter protein CLPS1, chloroplastic-like. Gene Ontology annotation, biological process: proteolysis; protein catabolic process. The transcript is spliced from 4 exons. Bases 93 to 623 code for a protein of 176 amino acids. The record is from RefSeq and is a predicted model, not a curated record. NCBI's taxonomy places the organism in Eukaryota, Viridiplantae, Streptophyta, Magnoliopsida, Asparagales, Asparagaceae.